This is a messenger RNA of Eremothecium gossypii ATCC 10895, 1311 nucleotides long. It is a transcript of the gene PRI1, whose product is annotated as DNA primase subunit PRI1. Gene Ontology annotation, biological process: DNA replication, synthesis of primer. The transcript has a single exon. The coding region runs from base 1 to 1311 and encodes 436 amino acids. The record is from RefSeq and is marked provisional. Lineage: Eukaryota; Fungi; Ascomycota; Saccharomycetes; Saccharomycetales; Saccharomycetaceae. Gene Ontology annotation, cellular component: alpha DNA polymerase:primase complex.
AUGUCAUCACCUGAAGAGGGAUCACAGACCUCUAUAAGAACGUCGCAGGCCGAUAGCCAGUCGGUCGCAUCUACUGCAGCUUCAUCAGUACCUGCUAGCGGCAAUGGCGGCCCUAGCAUGUCAGACAUGCAAUACUACUACCAGUAUCUCUAUCCAUUUAGGCCGAUCUUUCAUUGGCUGAACCACUCUCCCAAGCCACAGAGGGAUAUGGUCAACCGAGAGUUGGCAAUGGCCUUCAGGUCCGGCGCAUACAAGCGAUACAAUUCGUUCGGCAGCGUACAGGAAUUCAAGCAGCAGAUUCAAAAGGCCAACCCAGAUAGAUUCGAGAUUGGGGCCGUAUACAACAAGCCGCCGCGCGACCGGGACUCGGUUCUGAAGACCGAGAUGAAGCCCCUGGAGAAAGAACUUGUCUUCGAUAUUGACAUGGACGACUAUGACGACUUCAGAACUUGCUGUUCUGGCGCGCAGGUUUGUGACAAGUGCUGGAAGUUCAUUUUUCUUGCAAUGAAAGUUAUGAACACCUCGUUGAUAGAGGAUUUCGGGCUGGAGCAGUUCAUAUGGGUGUUUUCAGGCAGGCGUGGUGCGCAUUGCUGGAUCAGCGAUCCCAGAGCACGCUCGCUGUCCGAUAUGCAGCGGAAAAGCGUUUUAGACUACAUGAACGUAGUCAGGGACCGGAACCUGGAGAAGAGAAUCUCGUUCACGAGGCCAUACCACCCGCACUUGGCCCGCUCGUUAAACAUUCUCAAGCCCUACUUUGUGGACUUUAUACUACGUGAACAGGAUCCUUGGCAAGACGACAGUGCAGCAGUAAGAUUGCUGUUGCCAGCAAUCCAAGAUGCUCAACUUGCAGACCAACUGAAGAAGUACUGGAAGGAAAACCCUGGCCGGUCCAGCGAGGAAAAGUGGAAGGAUAUAGACCUACUGGCCUCCGGCAUGACGAAACAGGCCAAACGCCCAGAUUAUGUGGCGCGGCUGCGCGAAGCGAAAGAGGAUCUCAUUUUAGCUAUACUCUACCCCAAGCUAGAUGUAGAAGUGACAAAGCAAACGAUCCAUCUUUUGAAAGCGCCAUUUUGCAUUCACCCUGCUACAGGAAAUGUCUGCGUGCCCAUAACAGAAGAUUUCAGUCCCACAGGCGUUCCAAAGCUGAUUCAAUUGCAGCACGAAAUGGAGUCGAAUGGUAACAAGGUGGAGCAGACUUCCCUGCAGCCGUACAUAGACGCCUUUUCCAAGCAUGUGUCCGCCAUCGUCAAAGCAGAGUUGGCGUUUCGAAAGCGGAACCACCCAGAGGGAGAAGAUAUCCCUGAAUUCUAG